This is a messenger RNA of Aureobasidium uvarum, 2238 nucleotides long. NCBI's taxonomy places the organism in Eukaryota, Fungi, Ascomycota, Dothideomycetes, Dothideales, Saccotheciaceae. The record is from the annotation of a GenBank genome assembly.
AUGCAUUCUACUCUAGCCUUCACUGGAGCUUGCUUGUCUGCGGCUCUGGUGGUUGCAUCACCUCUAGAAUAUUCUUCCAACAAUUCCUCGAACGGAACUGCAAUUCCCAAUUUCAGCCUCCCUCCUCAGAACCUCACGUCCUACGGCAACAACUCGCUGUUUACCCAGUGGAGAACCAAAGCCAGAUUCAGACCAUCCUCAAACCAUAUCGGGGAUCCAACAGCCUUCUGGCAAGAUGACGAAGGAGUCUUCCAUGUCUCCGGGCUAUACUCUUACCUGCGUGGUCCCAACAUAUCUAUCACAUCAAGCAUUGGCGGUGCUCUGACGUCGGACUUCCUCAGCUUUGUUGAUGUUCACAACUACACCAAUGCUUCUCUGUUCACAAACGGCAUCGAGAUUGGGCCUGGAAACAAGAACGACCCUCUAGCUGUCUUCGACGGGUCGGUUAUUCCGAAGGGAUACAAAGGCUACCCGACUUUGAUCUAUACUGGGGUUAGCUACCUUCCAAUCAGUUGGAGCAAACCAUACAUCAAGGGCAGCGAGGCUCAGGUGCUCGCAUACACUUCGGAUAACGGUGCUACAUGGAUCAAGCCAGGCAUCGAUCCUGUCAUCCCUGGUCCACCAAAGGGAUUCAAUGUCACCGGAUUCCGCGAUCCUUGGGUCUUCCAGGCACCACAGUUCGCGCAAUUGCUCAAUGAUACUCCCGAGACCUGGUAUUUGUCAGUAAGCAGUGGUAUCAGACAAGUUGGACCCCGACUGCUCUUGUACAGACAGAACAGUUCGGAUUUCACGAGCUGGGAGUUCCUUGGCCCUUCGGUCUCUACGCCUGUAAAUACUACCUUCAGCACUGGAAACUUCUCUGGUAACGAUGGCUCCAAUUACGAGACUUCAAACACCCUUUUCCUCGACGAGGAUGGAGAGAAUCUAGAGAACGGUGUUAACUUUGUUACUAUGGGGGCCGAAUCAGGCAGAGAGACCCACAGCUUCCAUUACUCCCUCUGGAAAAUGGGCAAAUUUGUGCGCAGCUCUGUCAACGAGAGCGUAAUUCUAGAGGACCACGCAACUGGCGUUCUCGAUUGGGGCCUCGGAUACGCUUGUACUACCAUGCCUGACCACAAGACCAAACGCCGUCUUGCCUUCUGUUGGAGCAACGAUGACUUCAACUCGACCAUCUCUGAGCAAGUGGGCUACAGAGUUGGUUCUGGUGGUGUAUACUCCAUCCCUCGCGAGCUAUACUACAAGGAGAUCCAAGGCGUCGUGGCCGAUGAUCUUGCAGCUGAGAAUGGCUACUGGUCUGUCGCAACUGGCCAUUUGGACACGACUUUGGCAAAGGACGGAAUUGAGAUGGCCAGGGUUAGUGGCAAUGACACUGUCACCCUCGCAACUCUGGGAUGCAAACCAGCUCGCGAGAUCCUUGCUUUCAGAAAGCAUGCCAACCAUACCUGGGCUGAGUCUGAUUUCAAGGUCGAUGUCAAGUCGAUCAUGUCAAACUGCAGCGGUGUAGAGAUUACCGAGAAGGAAGGUGUAACCCAUGCCUUCAUCCCCUUCAAACAGAGCCCUCAGAGCCGUCGCUGGGAACUCCAAGCCACCGUCGACAUCCCUAAAUCGUCUCUCCGCAACGAAGAAUACGAAGGUUUUGCUGCUGGCUUUACCAUCUUGCACUCCAGCGCCUCAGCACCAGCCAACUACUCUGUUGAUGAUGCAGCAAUGCUCUACCGCCCCUCUAACGAAACCUUUAUGGUAACCCGCGACGUCGCUCUCGGCGCUGACAAUGUAAACACCGACCCCGAGAUGGGCAAACUACGCCUUUGGAAUGUCUCCUCUACAGACGCUUCAGGCAAGCAAACCUACUCCAUCCAACCUCUCUCCAUCCGCGCCUUCAUGGAUGGCAGUUUCUUCGAAGUCUACGUCAACGACGUCCUUACCAUCUCGACUCACAUCUAUUACUGGUACAAAGACUCCACUCGUAUGGGCUUUUACCUGCAGUUCCCAGACACAUUGCAAAACUCGACUUUGGAUACCGGAGUCAAGUUCUCGAACGUUAGUGUUUGGGAGGGUGUGCCCAAUGUUUUCCCUAAGCGUCCUACCAACCCGGCAGAGUUGAUUGAUAAUGGUGUGGGGUUUGUGCAGCCGCCUAACAACCCUAACGUACCGCUUACUUAUGAUGGUGUUGGUGCUCCACCUUUGCCUCCAGCUGAGAAUCUGCCUUAUGGUAUUGAUCUGAGUACGGUAGAGUAA